AUGUCAGACGUGCGCCUUUCCAAUGCCAGUCCGCCGCUGGAGAGGGUCGACGCGCGGCAGCAGGACCGCGUCCGACCCCCGGUGUGCAGGAACCUCUUCGGCACACCUGACCCGGACGAGAUCCGGGCCCGUUUGGCGGCAACGCUGCAGGAUGACGUGCGCUCGUUCGUGGACCGCUACAAUUUCGACCCGGUCCAAGAUCGACCGCUCCCGCGCGGGGACGUAGAGUGGACGGAGACGCGGGAGGCUCCGGAGUUCUACUCCAGGCCGCCGCACAGGAGGAGGAGGCGGCGGCGGCCGCCGGCGGAAGAUUCCGUGGAGUCGCCUCGGAACCAAAACAUAGACUCUUCGAUGAAAAGACCGUCGGAUGCUGCAGGUCUGUCUAGCGAGUGCCCGACGAAGCGGUCGCAUUCCAGGGGGGACGAUGACGACGAGCCGCCCCCUGACGCUGGAGGUCCGUCGGGGGAGGUCUAG
Molecule: messenger RNA, 474 nt
Organism: Hippocampus zosterae (dwarf seahorse)
Lineage: Eukaryota; Metazoa; Chordata; Actinopteri; Syngnathiformes; Syngnathidae
Product: cyclin-dependent kinase inhibitor 1B-like
Exons: 2
Coding region: 1-474 (157 amino acids)
Biological process (GO): G1/S transition of mitotic cell cycle; regulation of cell cycle; negative regulation of cell population proliferation
Cellular component (GO): cytoplasm; nucleus
Molecular function (GO): cyclin-dependent protein serine/threonine kinase inhibitor activity; protein-folding chaperone binding
Source: RefSeq, a predicted model, not a curated record